GUUCUGCCCUUAUUGGCUCCACGGCAUGCACCAUCAUAGGACCUGACUGAGGCUGGAUAAAAAGAAACCUUGAGAUGCUCUCAGCCUGCUGUUAGAUGAGUCCCAAGUGUCUCUUCCAAAUGCAGGGAGAGGUGGGUUUUGUCGAGCUUGACAAAAAUAGAACACUCAGACUCUUGAAACAUAAUAAAGGUUUCUUUGGCUCACGUUUUGCAUGGCCAUGGCCUCAAAACUAUGCAUCUUCUGAGGUCACAGGGAGCACGGAAUAGUGACACAAAGAAAGGAGAGUCUGCCAAAGCCAUGCUGAGAGAGGACACAAAAAUCAAAAAAACAUGCGCCAUGCUCUGUUGAAACCAGCAUCUCUCUUGAGGACUCAAGAUGUGAGAACUCACUCAUUACAAGCAGUAGAUCCUGGCCUCAAAGAAGUUCUUGGAAAUAAGCUGCUGUCCUCAGGAAAAGGGUUUCAGCCAGGUGUCUGGUCUCGAAUCCUCUGAAAAUCAAAGACUCUCCAGAAUGCUGGUACUUGUUGACUUGUGAUUCUGACCUCAGAGAAGCUAUUGGUAAUAAUCUUAUUCCCUUGAGACAAAGUGUUUCCAUCAGUUUUCUGGCUUCAACUCUGCUGAAAGUCAAAUAUGCUCCAGAACUCUGAUCCCCUGUGUUGACUUUUGAUCAUGGCCUCAGAGAAGGUGAUGGGAAUAUCUGCUGUCCCAGGGCUAAAGGGUUUCACCUGGCCUCAUUUCCUCUGAAAAUCAAAUAGUCUCCAGAAUUCUGGUCUUUGUUGACCUGUGAUUCUGGCCUCAGAGAAGGUCUUUGGAAUAAGCUUCUGCUCCCAGGACAGAGGGUUUCAGCCAAGUACCUGGCCUCUAGUCCGCUGAAAGUCAAAACUCUCCAGAACUCUGGUCUCCUCUGUUGACUUGUGUAAAAUGUUCUGCCCAUGGUGGCUCCAUGGCAUGCACCAUCAGAGAUUCUUUUUUCAGAGGAGGUCUUGGGAAUAUGCUACUGUUUCUGGGACAAAGAGUUUCAACUCUGCUGAAAGUCAAACACUCUGCAGAACUCUAGUCCUCUGUAUUGACUUGUGAUCCUGACCACAGAGAAGGUCUUGGAAAUAAACUGCUAUCCCUGGGACAAAGGGUUUCUGUCAGGUGCCUGACUUCAAGUACAUUGAAAGUCAAAUACUCUCCAAAUAUGUUUCCUUUUGUUGACUUAUGAUCUUAGUCCUGGAGAAGGUGCUUGGGAAUAAGCUGCUUGGGAAUAAGCUGCUGUCCUGGGGACAAAGGGUUUCAAUGAAGUGCCUGGUCUGUAAUCCUCUGAGAAUCAAAUACUCUCCAGAACUCUGGUCCAUGUUGACCUGUGAUGCAGGGAACUUCAGCAACCCCUUGCUUGGGCCCAAUCUCUCUUUAUAUCUUUCAGUGGAAUGUUCUGUCCAGGUUGGCUCCACAGCACCCAUCAUCACAGUGGAAUGUUCUGCCCAGGUUGGCUCCAUGGAAUGUACCAUCAUAGAUUCUGGCCUCAGAGAAGUUCUUGAAAAUAAGCUGCUGCCCCCAAGACAAAGGGUUUCAGUCAGUCAGGUGCCUGUCCUCAAGUCUGCUGAAAGCAAUAUACUCUCCAGAACUCUGGACCCUGUGUUGACUUGUGAUUCUAUACUCAGAGACAGUUUGGGAAAUACGCUGCUGUCCCAGGGAAGGAAGGUUUCAGCCAUGUGCCUUGCCCAGAAUGCUCUGAAAAUCAAAUACUCUUUAGAACUCUGGAUGUUGUUGACCUGUGUGGAAUGUUCUUCCCAAGUUGGUUCCAUGGCAUGCAUCAUCAUAGAUCCCAGCCUCAGGGAAGAUCCUGGGAAAAUGUUGCUGCCCCUGGGAUAAAGGGUUUCAGCCAGGUGCCUGGCCUCAACUCUCCUGAAGGUUAAACACACUCUAGAACUCUGGU
Molecule: messenger RNA, 1920 nt
Organism: Carlito syrichta (Philippine tarsier)
Lineage: Eukaryota; Metazoa; Chordata; Mammalia; Primates; Tarsiidae
Exons: 16
Coding region: 1203-1856 (217 amino acids)
Source: RefSeq, a predicted model, not a curated record